GCACUUUAGGGGAGUUUUUAUUGAGUCUCAGUCGCCCAACCAAGUCCUAAUCUUUCCUCUCCUCAACUCAAACCCAAAACUCCAUCAUUCAAUUCAAUUCAGCACCAUCUAACCCUAAUUCGUCGCCGUCCCCGCUACGACGUCGUCGGGAGGAGAUGGGGCUGUUUAAGAAGCUAUCGCUGUUUCUAGGGUUUUCCAAAGACGAUGACCACGAAGUCAAAGACAAAGAGGAGGACGAGGACGAUAGUCAGCCCCGUAAUCAGGCCCAUCUCCGAGACACCGGCCUUCCCCGCAGAGGCUUCAGCGUCCCUGUUCAAGUCGCCGUUGACCGUCCUCUCCCCGGCCCAAUUCUCAUUCCUUGUCGCUCCGGCGACGGCGGUGUUCAGGGUCUAAGAUGGCAUGCAAGGCGACAAAGGAUGGAUGAAGAUGGAGAUGUAGCAGAUCAGUUCCUGGAUGAGGUCUUCCCAGAUAUGUCUGCCAGCAGGGAAAAUAGAAGGUUUGAAGUGAAAUCCAGUACGAGGCCAGCUAAAGUGAAGAGUCAGGCCUUAUCACAGGAUGGAAGAAUCCAACAGUGUGUGGAAUACCGAGGUAGAUCUCUGUGGAUAUGAUGAUUCCUUGAAGAAGCUGAUCAGGUCUCUUUCCUUUUGUGGUCUAUUGUUUUUUUGGAGUGGAUUUGUCAUCCUAGUUCUCUAGUGCUGAUAAGAAGAAGUGUGGAACACAGGAGCCCAUUAUAUUAAUACAUAACAGGUGUGGGUUUUCUGAAAAUUGUUUGCUUCAAGGGUCUGGGUUGUACUGCUGGAAGCCUGGAACUAACUGUGGUCAUGCGCUUGCAUGUAGGAGUUGGAUGUAACUUGCCUGUAGGAGUUGAAUGUAAACAUUUGAUAUAGUCAUUAAUAUACACCGGUAGUUGUUUGA
Molecule: messenger RNA, 915 nt
Organism: Rosa rugosa (rugosa rose)
Lineage: Eukaryota; Viridiplantae; Streptophyta; Magnoliopsida; Rosales; Rosaceae
Exons: 2
Coding region: 156-608 (150 amino acids)
Source: RefSeq, a predicted model, not a curated record